AUGCCGCAAGAGGAGUGGAAGGAGAUCGUGGCGCGGAAACGUACAGAACAGGCCGCGGCUAUUGCACAAUUCCUAGAGUCAGAUCCAACCAGUCAUGACGCACAAGCCGGAUCAGAACUGACGGCAGCCUCAAUCAUUGAGAUCAGCGACGUAGAGACGCUGGUCAGCAAGCUCCAGGAAGGCACCAUUUCUGCCGAAGAUGUCAUCAGGGCAUACAUCAACCGUGCUAUUGUCGUCCACAAAGCAACAAACUGCUUGACUGAGGUCUUCUUGGAAGAUGCAAUCGCGAGAUCUCGAAGUCUGGAUAAGUACUAUAAAACUCACGGCACGGUAAUAGGACCGCUUCACGGUGUUCCAGUUACCCUCAAAGACCAGUUCAACGUCAAAGGUUUCGACACCACUCUCGGUUAUGUUGCGCGAUCGUUCCAUCCGGCUGGGGAGGACGCAGCUAUCGUACAAAUCUUGCUCAAGCUGGGUGCUGUAAUCUUUGCAAAGACCAAUCUUCCCCAAAGUAUAAUGUGGUGUGAGACCGAAAAUCCCUUGUGGGGACUCACUACAUUCCCAGACAAUCCAAAUUUCACUCCUGGAGGAUCUACCGGCGGUGAAGGAGCAUUGAUAUCAAUGCAUGGGUCAUUAAUUGGUUGGGGAACAGACAUUGGUGGCUCAAUAAGAAUACCAAGCCAUAUGAACGGCCUGUAUGGUCUGAAGCCGACGAGUUCUAGACUGCCCUACAUGGGAGUCCCAGUCUCUACGGAAGGCCAAGCACACGUACCCUCUGCAAUUGGGCCCAUGGCAAGAAGUUUGGAUUCUCUCAUAAUAACAAUGAAGUCAGUCAUUGAAGCACAGCCAUGGCUUCUCGAUCCUGGAUGCAUUCCCAUCCCAUGGCAGAAUGAUAUGUUUGAGGAGAUUCAGUCCAGACCGUUGACGAUAGGCAUUAUGGUUGACGACGGAAUGGUCAAAGUCCAUCCACCUAUAGAGCGAGCAUUGAGAGAAGCGGCGGCAAUCUUCGAGAAGGCUGGACACGAAAUCAUCCAAUGGGAGCCGAGUCUUCACAAAGACUGUAUAGCGAUUAUGGACCAAUUCUAUACUGCCGAUGGAGGGGAAGAUAUUCGUCGGGAAGUACAAGCUGGUGGAGAACCCUUCGUACCACACGUCGAAGCCUUGAUCAAUCGUGGCAAACCUAUCUCCGUUUACGAGUACUGGCAGAUCAAUAAACAAAAGAUCGCCGCCCAGCAGGCUUACCACCGCAAGUGGAGUGCAAUUAAAGGCCCGUCAGGCCGCACAGUCGACAUCCUCUUGACCGCUACAAUGCCUCACCCUGCAGUCCCGCACAGAACAUGCCGAUGGGUUGGGUAUACUAAAAUCUGGAAUGUGCUGGACUACCCAGCGAUUUCCAUCCCAUUAACCACGGUAUCUGCAUCCCGAGAUCGACUUCCUGCAGAUCCAUACGAGCCCCUAAACGAAGCAGAUGCAUGGAAUUGGAAGCUUUACGACCCGGAACGCAUGGAUGGAUUUCCUGUCAGUGUGCAGAUUGUUGGUAGAAGGUUUCAAGAAGAAAAAGUGCUGGGUGCGGCGAAAGUACUGGAAACGUUGAGGAGCAGAUGA
Capronia epimyces CBS 606.96 is the source of this 1605-nucleotide messenger RNA. RefSeq lists its product as uncharacterized. Lineage: Eukaryota; Fungi; Ascomycota; Eurotiomycetes; Chaetothyriales; Herpotrichiellaceae. The transcript has 7 exons. The coding region runs from base 1 to 1605 and encodes 534 amino acids. The record is from RefSeq and is a predicted model, not a curated record.